AUGGCCUCAGAAGAAUACCCUACAAGCGUCUCUGGCGGAUGUCUCUGUAGCUCAGUUCGUUACACGCUGACAUUUCCAUCUGGCCAUGACUGGAAGAGAAGCUGUUCAACCUGCCAAUGCUCCCAGUGCCGUAAGAAUGGCGGCUCUCUCAUUGCAUGGCUUCAUUCAGUCCCUGCUUCCAGCGUAGAGUUCACCUCUCAGACGACGCUAUCGCGAUACCACGCCUCACCGGAAGCAGCACGGGGCUUCUGUUCCAAUUGCGGCAGCUGGCUCUUCUGGCGCAAUGAAAAGUCGGAAAAGAUUAGCAUGUCUGUUGGAACGUUCGACAAAGACGGCCUGAAAACCUGGGGCCGGCAGUUAUCCUAUUCGGAGGUCCAUCUUUGGUCUGAGGAUGCGAUCGAGGGUAUCACGGAUCAUUUGCCUGGAGAGAAAUGGAAGUAUGAUGAUCAAGGAGAAGGGGUUGAGAGGAUAGCAUGAGUGGCACCAUAAGCACGGUGUUUUCUCUAUAUGAUUAUAUUCUUCAUCGUGUGUUUGCUUUGGAAUAGUAUAGCCAGAAAUGGUACCAGGAGUCGUACUGGUAGUGGCAGUGGUAUCGUCGAGUAUUCCUUU
Messenger RNA from Fusarium oxysporum Fo47, 609 nucleotides. RefSeq names its product Mss4-like protein. NCBI's taxonomy places the organism in Eukaryota, Fungi, Ascomycota, Sordariomycetes, Hypocreales, Nectriaceae. Gene Ontology annotation, molecular function: carbon-sulfur lyase activity. The record is from RefSeq and is a predicted model, not a curated record. Bases 1 to 477 code for a protein of 158 amino acids. The transcript has 2 exons.